Molecule: messenger RNA, 3363 nt
Organism: Athalia rosae (coleseed sawfly)
Lineage: Eukaryota; Metazoa; Arthropoda; Insecta; Hymenoptera; Athaliidae
Gene: IntS4
Product: integrator complex subunit 4
Exons: 7
Coding region: 141-2900 (919 amino acids)
Biological process (GO): snRNA processing
Cellular component (GO): integrator complex
Source: RefSeq, a predicted model, not a curated record
UUGACACCUUUCAACUCAAGUGCUCUGGGCUCUGACCAUUUUUGACAUGGCUGAUUUAUAGUUUUUAAUGUUGGCCGAUUUGCGGAAUAUGUGAGCCGCUCCUUGAGUACUUGUCGUUCGUUAAAUAAAUAUUUAAUACAAUGGCUGCAUUGAUCAAGAAGAGGGUUCUUGCCGAGUUUAGCCAAAGCCAGGUGAUCAAUGAGGCCCCAGCUAAAAAAAUUCGGACGCUUCGGCUUUCUACGUCUACAAAUAACAAAAAUGGCACCGCAGGUAGCGACAGUAGCUCAGCAUUAGCCUACAUUGAACUUCUUGAUAAAUGCAAGGCUGGAAACGAUGCAUUGCAGCUAUUGUUACGAAUAUCUGAUUCCCUACCACAAUUACAAGCAGAGCAUGUCCCAAUUGCUGCAAAGAGACUUGCAGAACGGUUCACGAAUGAGACAGAAGCCUCGGUUCGAGCAAAGAUCCUCUGGUUGUUUGCAGAAUUGGGAGAAGUUGCCGAAGACGCAGCAGAAAAAGCUAACAUUAUUGAAGAGACAGUGAAUCUGUUGAAGAACGAAGAAUCGCAUCGAGUUAAAAGCCAAGGUCUGGCAACUCUUCUGAAACUCGGGGAUUUCCAUAAAAGUGCAGCAUUGCAGGCAGCUCGCGAUCACUUGCCAGACACUUGGCAUGGAGUUCAGACCCAGUGCCUAUCAAUAAUUGGACGUUUUUUGUGUCCGAAAUCUUCAGAUGAAAUGCUGGCAUUUGUUGGAAGCUAUGCUCAUUCGCAGGAUCCACGAGUUCGGGCUCAAGCAUUUGAAACCAUGGCUGAGUUACAUUUACGUAGAGGAUGCCGUUUACCAGCUAGCCUGUUUCCAGAAACAUGUGAGGCACUUCGGGAUGAUUAUGAGAUUGUUCGUCGAGCUGUUUUGAAGCUGAUAUGGCUGUUGGGCGCUGAGUACCCCGAUAAUAUCAUGGCUGGAGAUGGUGAAGAAUUACGUAUGGUAGAUUGUGCAUUUUCAAAGAUCUGUAGUUUGAUGGGUGAUUUAUCACCUCGUGUGAGAGCUGCAGCUAUAUCUUUACUGGGUACCAUGAAAGGUGUUUCGCGCCGAUUUAUGGAGCAAGCAUUGGAUAAAAAACAAAAGAGGGGCAGGGACGUGGCGCCAGAAGUUGAGGAAAGAAGUGGAUCGUGUGGAGCAUUUAUCCAUGGUUUGGAGGACGAAUUUUUGGAAGUGCGUACUGCAGCUGUAGAAGCUCUGUGUUCUCUGUCCCUCGAGCAACCAAACAUAGCACGUAUAUCUCUUGAUUUUAUGGUUGAUAUGUUUAAUGAUGAGAUUCAGGAUGUCAGAUUACGAGCUAUAGAGUCAUUGCGUAAAAUAUCUGCUAGUGUCACCUUGAGAGAAGAUCAACUUGAAACUAUACUUGGAGCAUUGGAAGAUUUUUCUGGAGAAGUAAGAGAAGGGCUUCAUGCUACAUUGGGUACCAGUCGAUUAGCGACGCGCAACUGCCUUCAUAUGUGUGUCAAUCGUUUAUUGGAUAAUCUUUCCCGUUACCCUGAAGACAAAGAAAGCAUUCGGGUUUGUUUAGCAUCUCUGGGAGCAUCACAUCCCUAUCUUACCCUCCCCCUUGUACCCCAACUACUCGGUCGGCAUCCAUUUUUUGACACACCUGAGCCUGAUGUCGACGAACCCUCUUAUGCCAGUGUAUUGGUACUAAUAUUUAACGCGGCCAGACAUUGUCCAAGUAUGCCAGCUCUGUUCACAGAGCAUGCGGCUAAGCAUUAUCAUUAUCUCAGAGAUACAAUGCCUCAUCUCGUUCCCCGACUGAGACCUACGCCGACUCCGUUGCCUGCUUUGGAAAAAGAUGAUAGCGAGAAUAAUGAUAUGAGAGAUCGAAGAGGGAGAGAAUUUUUGGAGAGGAUGGUCGUUAGUGUGGAAAGAGCAAGGCCUGAUGGCAGAGUUCAUGCACAGUUAUUAGAAGUUGCUGGUGUUGAACUAGACCGAUUAGCGGAAAUGGACUCCGGGAUGGAAGGAGCAGCUCGAUUCACUGCUCUUUAUAUUCGGUGUCUCCUGUUACUAAAGUCGAUUGUUCCUGAACUUUCUACUCUGCCCGCAAGCUCAGCACCUUCUAUUACUGGCUCGAAUACAUCUAACAAUGUUGUUCUCUUACUUCAGCAUGCCCAAAAACUUCAACGACUUUUCACAGGGUUAGGCGCAGAAGAGAUAGUGCUUGCAAAUGACAUACGGCUCAAAGCAUUAGCUGUAGAAUUGAUACGAUUCACACGUGGUGCUACGGGAAGCGCGUUACCUCUUGCUCGUCACUUCCUUUUAGAAGCAGAAGCCCUUGCCUCGGAUUCCAGGAAGCUGCCACCAUUUUCAAGAGCAUUGGUCCUGCAACUGCCAUCCCUUGGAGAGGCUAAACCUGGUACUUUAACUCGACUUUUGAUACCUUUACUGUUGACGUCUUCUUCCCAAGGAGAGGAGAGACUCCCGAGACCGUCGACAAUGACUCGUAUAUGUCGGGCUAUCAUUGAGGAACCAAGAGGUGAUGCAGAUGCUGCCCUGAAAUUUACUGGUGGUUUACUACUGGGGAUUCCAUUAACGGCAAAAAUUCUCAAUCUUCGAGAUCCUGCAAUGCUGCGCAUCAAACUGCGCCAUCCUGAUCAGCAGAUCCAGUUACUACUUCCUCGACAAUCUGACCUACGUGCGUUAACUACUGAACAGAGCGACUACAGAUUAAGGACGAUUGUGCUUUUGUCUCAUCAAGUUUGGAUGGAAGCUUGUAACGUUGAAGUGUCAUUAGCAUUGCUUGUUCCUUCAACACCUGUUUGUACUCAUCCCCCACUUGACGAUCCGUGUGUUAUUGAUCUGUGCAAACCUGUAAAGGUGUCAGUAUCACCUAAGCCAAUUAAAAGAGGAAUUUAAUUUAGAUCCAUUUUGUGUUUUCGGGACCAUUAAAUUAUCAAUCUUGCAUAAAUAAGAAGUGAUUAUGAUUAUGAAAAGUAAAUUGUUAUUGUUACAUAAUGACAACAAUAUAGUACAAAUAUUUUGAUCAUAUGAACAAAAAAUAGUUUCUCAGUCACAAUACGUAUAACACACUGUUCAAAAAAUAUUCCUCCGACUCUUGUAUUGAAGAGAUAAUGAUGUGUUGCCAUUGAGUCUUAUUAUCUCCAACUUUGGAAUGAGCUUUUCCUAUAAAACACCAAAAAAGUUGGAAUAAAUCAUGUUGUUCUACUAGAACAUAAUAACGCAUGUUACGGAUGCAACUGGUUGUUCUGUUCGGAAUUUACAAUCUAUUGAUGUAUUUUUUUGACUUGAUCACUUAUGUAAUGAAGUUGAAAGCAUCAGACUAAAAUAAGGUAACAAUACAAUUUCUUGCGCAAGUGAA